Eucalyptus grandis is the source of this 1312-nucleotide messenger RNA. Its product is annotated as zinc transporter 1. Gene Ontology annotation, biological process: zinc ion transmembrane transport. The transcript is spliced from 2 exons. Lineage: Eukaryota; Viridiplantae; Streptophyta; Magnoliopsida; Myrtales; Myrtaceae. Gene Ontology annotation, cellular component: membrane. The record is from RefSeq and is a predicted model, not a curated record. The coding region runs from base 50 to 1087 and encodes 345 amino acids. Gene Ontology annotation, molecular function: zinc ion transmembrane transporter activity.
CUUCUCCUAUAAACGCAAGCCACAUUUUGAUCCAACCCAAUUCGUUACCAUGAAACUGAUCUCUUCGUCAAUGGCUUCUCUCCCAACUUCCGCAGCUCUCAAGUCAACCCUCCUCUUCUCCGCCGCCCACCUCUUCCUCCACUUCACCCUCUCCGCCGGCCACGGCGGCAGCGACGGGUCCCCCGACACCGGCAGCACCCCGGACUUGCACGCGAGGGGCCUGAUCCUGGUCAAGGUAUGGUGCCUCAUCAUCAUGCUGGUGACCACCUUCGCCGGCGGCAUGUCGCCCUACUUCUUCCGGUUCAACGAGGCGUUCUUGCUGCUGGGGACGCAGUUCGCGGGCGGGGUCUUCCUUGGAACCUCGCUGAUGCACUUCCUGAGCGAUUCGACCUCGACGUUCGGGGAUCUGACGGACAAGAGCUACCCGUUCUCAUUCAUGCUGGCAUCGGCCGGGUACUUGCUGACGAUGCUCGGGGAUUGUGUGAUCAUGUACGUCACCCGGAACGUCGGCAACAGAGAUUCGGCCGGCAAAGUCGGAGUCGCAGAAGAAGGAGGGCCGGAUGAGAACGAUCCGAGAGCGAAGGAGGACGCGAAUCCGAUGUUCUUACAAACCGCGUCUCUCGGGGACACGAUUCUGCUGAUCUUGGCCCUAUGCACUCAUUCCAUCUUCGAGGGCAUUGCUGUCGGAGUUUCAGUGACCAAAGGCGAUGCAUGGUAUAACCUGUGGACGAUAUCGUUGCACAAGAUAUUCGCGGCCAUCUCGAUGGGAAUCGCCCUCCUUAAGAUGCUACCGACGAGGCCGUUCCUAAUGACCGCAGCGUAUUCCUUUGCAUUCGCCAUUUCCAGCCCCAUCGGGGUCGGAAUCGGGAUCGCCAUCGACGCAACGACGGAAGGCCACGUUGCCGAUUGGAUCUACGCCAUCUCCAUGGGCAUCGCCUGCGGGGUGUUCAUCUACGUCGCCAUCAACCAUCUCAUCGCCAAAGGGUUCAAGCCUCAAAACAAGUGCGCCUUUGAUACUCCUUUCUAUAAGUUCCUGGCUGUGCUUCUUGGGGUGGCUAUUAUAGCUGUUGUCAUGACUUGGGAUUAGCAUGGCGUCUACCUUCAUCUUCGCGAGCGUUUAUUUUGUCAUGGAUGAUAUGAAGAAAAAUCACGAAAGUUUGUUUCCUUUUCCUCGCAUAUUUGUGUGCGAUCAAUGUUCUCAUGUUAUAUACAGCUUUUGGGACCAUUUCUGAAUUAAUGUGUGAUCAUACUAUUUUGUUGAAUUACGUGUUGGGAAUAAAACUUGAGGAGUGAUCAAGUGUAUUUUUAGUAA